AUGAGCAGACUAGGUAGGUACCUUUUCAAGCUACACACCAAUUCUCACGGAACUUGUUGCACUAUAUCGCACAAUCCGACCGAUCCCGUGCCUGAUGAUGGUCCCGUGAAGGCGGCCGACGAUAGCAUUGCGUCUUCCAGUGCAAGUCUGAACAGCUCUAUCAUUCAGCAUCGUAUCGAUAAUGGGAGGACGUACCACAAGUACAAAGAAGGCAGUAAGCCCUUCCGAUUCUCUAGCCGCUUCACGUUCAUUGCAGAUCUUCAGCAUAACCUGUAUCUACUCAUCCUCGACUACAAGUUGGGCCUUGCACCCCCGAAUGAGAACUCCAUAGCUCAACGUGUCCUUGACAUCGGAACUGGAACCGGAUUGUGGGCUAUUGACUUUGGAGGUGAACACCCCGAGGCCGAGGUAAUCGGCAUUGGUCUUACACCAGUGCCUACGGCAUUUGUUCCACCAAACGUCAAAUUCGAGGUCGAUGAUGCUGAAGAGCCUUGGACGUUCAGUCAGCCGUUUGAUUACAUAAAUUUCCUUGGCAUGACCUCCAGUAUUCGCGAUUGGAAGAAGUUUUCCCAAAAGACCUUUCAUAACCUUACACCUGGUGGCUAUGUCGAACUAUUUGAAGGUCACAUGAGGCCUGACUGUGACGAUGGAACGUUGACACCCGAACACACGUUCUCAUAG
Messenger RNA from Colletotrichum orchidophilum, 681 nucleotides. RefSeq lists its product as uncharacterized. The coding region runs from base 1 to 681 and encodes 226 amino acids. The record is from RefSeq and is a predicted model, not a curated record. The transcript has 6 exons. NCBI's taxonomy places the organism in Eukaryota, Fungi, Ascomycota, Sordariomycetes, Glomerellales, Glomerellaceae.